Molecule: messenger RNA, 294 nt
Organism: Gilbertella persicaria
Lineage: Eukaryota; Fungi; Mucoromycota; Mucoromycetes; Mucorales; Choanephoraceae
Exons: 1
Coding region: 1-294 (97 amino acids)
Source: RefSeq, a predicted model, not a curated record
AUGCCUGGUCCUAUUACAUUUUUCUCUUUAGGUGCUGCUGGUGCCACUGCUUAUUAUGUCAACCGCCGAAACUCAAUGACUUCUGAUACUUCUCCUGUAGACAAUGCUAAUAUGACACCAAUUCAAGUUGCUAGAAGACGUUCAAGCACUGUGAUCCCUGAUCAUGAUUGGCCAGCUCAUAAACAAGCUGAAUAUCUCUGGCGUCGUAAUAAUGGAGCUAGCUUCAGUCAUAACUCAGAGCCUAAGUAUCCUACCAGUUUACAAAACAAAGACCUUCAACAAACCUCCAAGUAA